Molecule: messenger RNA, 1621 nt
Organism: Aspergillus alliaceus
Lineage: Eukaryota; Fungi; Ascomycota; Eurotiomycetes; Eurotiales; Aspergillaceae
Product: NAD(P)/FAD-dependent oxidoreductase
Exons: 1
Coding region: 171-1517 (448 amino acids)
Cellular component (GO): mitochondrion
Molecular function (GO): sulfide:quinone oxidoreductase activity; FAD binding
Source: RefSeq, a predicted model, not a curated record
CGGCGAUCAAAAAUCGUCCCACGUUCUACUAAUCUUAUCCUCCACUCCCCAGUGUUACUUCAUUUUACCUAAGGGCUUUUCUUCCUUUUUAGAGGUCCUGUUGCCCGCCUUUUGUUUUACCUUCUCAAAUACCCAAUUUCUUGUUUUCCCGCUUUACUUUAUUACCCGACAUGUUUCGCUCUCGUGUAACAUCGGCCGCUUGCGCUGCUGCACACAAGGUUCCGGCAACACGGACUCUCGCAACUGUAUCGCCAGUAAACUCUGCUUCCCGCAAUCACAAGGUUGUGGUGAUUGGUGGUGGUUCGGCCGGUCUGUCAAUCAGCCAUCAACUUCUUCAGUCUGGCAAAUUCACUCAAGACGAUAUUGCUGUGGUCGACCCGGCGUCGUGGCAUCAUUACCAGCCCGGAUGGACACUCGUCGGCGGCGGUCUUAAGACUAAGGAGGAGCUGCGCAGGCCGAUGAACAGCUUGAUUGAUCCUAAACUCAAAUUCUAUAACGACAACGUUGCCACAUUUUCUCCUGAAGAUAACCUGGUCACUCUCGGCAAUGGUGACAAGGUCAACUACGAGCACCUGGUCGUUGUGCCUGGCAUUAACAUUAACUAUGGGAGCAUUGAAGGCCUUCGUGAGGCUCUUGAAUCCCCGGACUCUCUUGUCUCUACUAUUUACGGUUAUGACACCUGCGACAAGGUCUUCCGCACUGUUCAAAGGCUCCAAAAAGGUGUUGCCCUCUUCACACAGCCUGCUGGCAUAAUCAAGUGUGCGGGUGCGCCCCAGAAAGUUAUGUGGCUCGCAUUGGACCACUGGAAGAGAGCCGGCUUGUAUAACCCUGGCAGUCCUUCCAGUUCUGCCAUUAACAUCAGCUUUGCCACUGCUCUCCCCGCUAUGUUUGGUGUACCCAAGUACAGCGCCACUCUCGAGGCCCUGCGGAAAGAACGGGGCGUUGAAGGACUCUUCCAGCAUGACCUUGUCGCCGUCGAAGGUAACACGGCCACUUUUGCUCGUCCCGAUGGACAGGAGAAAGUGAAGAAACAGUUCGACCUGCUACACGUCGUGCCUAAGAUGGGGCCGCAUGCGUUUGUGAAGAACAGCUCUCUGGCGAAUGAGGCUGGUUUCGUCGAUGUUGAUGAGGGCACCUUGCGCCACAAGAAACACGCCAAUGUCUGGUCUGCAGGCGAUGCCUCCAGUCUCCCGACGGCCAAGACGGCGGCCGCAAUCACUUCGCAGUCCCCAAUCCUCGUUCGUGGUCUACUCUCAUCGAUAGAGGGCAAGGAGCCUGAGGGAGGCUACGACGGUUACACCUCGUGCCCCCUCCUGACCGAGUACGGCAAGGUCCUUCUGGCAGAGUUCAAGUACGGCGGACAACCCAAGGAGACCUUCGGUAACUGGUUCGGUAUUGACCAGGCCACUCCCCGUCGUGCAUUCUACCAUCUGAAGAAAGACUUCUUCCCUUGGGUGUACUACCAGGCCAUGGUGAAGGGGAAAUGGGCCGGUCCCAAGGGCUGGCGUAAUAACUAAGAACCGAGCCGGGAGCUCGUUUGUAAUCUACAAAAAUCAAAUAAUGGAAUCUUAAAAAGAGCUAGCAAUGUGAUAUCCAGAAAUUUUUCUAUGUGCUAAUUAUA